AUGGACUCUACAAGGAGCUCGUCAGUUGGCAAUUCAAUCGGUAGAUCAAUACCCAGAUGUGGAUGCAACGAAUCAAUGAAGAUGUUUGUCUCAAACACACACGAAAACCCUCGGAGGAAGUUUUGGAGAUGCAAGAAUCGUGGAAAGAGUGAUGCAGCAUGCGAUUUGUUUCUUUGGGAUGAUGAAGUCGUGGAACACAUUAUGAGAGGUGGGAAGAAAGAAGUUUUCAGAGGUGGAGAGUUGGUUAUCAAUAACAGUGAAUUCACACUUGAUCAAAUGAAAGCUUUUGGAUUACAGUUUGGGAAAGAGUUUGGAAAGGAGUUUUUCAAAGAAUUUGGCCUAGAGGCAUCUUCAAAGAAGGUUGAAAAGUUGAAGUUGCUGAAUGAAGAAAGGAAAACAAACUUCAGAAUGGAUUUUGCUGUAACGAUUUUGUUUGCAACUGUUGUGUACUUUUGUUUCUUUAACAUGUAUCAUUUCAGUUGA
Vicia villosa (hairy vetch) is the source of this 483-nucleotide messenger RNA. RefSeq lists its product as uncharacterized. The transcript has 3 exons. The coding region runs from base 1 to 483 and encodes 160 amino acids. The record is from RefSeq and is a predicted model, not a curated record. Gene Ontology annotation, molecular function: zinc ion binding. Lineage: Eukaryota; Viridiplantae; Streptophyta; Magnoliopsida; Fabales; Fabaceae.